AUGAAGUGGGUUGAAUUUCAGGUUCAAAUUCCUGCAGAGACAAAAAUGUUAGGUGGUUUUUUCCCAUCUAUCCAAGCCUGGACAGAGUUACCUAGUAUCGGUUGUGGGAGUUACAGCUGGCAGAAAACAAUAGUUGGCUUUUUGCCAAUGGAGAAGGCAACGGAUUCUAGCUUAUUUGUCAAUGAUGGUUCUUUCAUGGAGAGGUUCAAACAGCUCCAACAGGAGAAGGAAACGGAAAAGGUGAAGACUGCCUCUUCAAAAGAGUCUAAGACAGCCUCCACACCAAAUCCUCCAAGUGAUCCAACAGUGAAGAAAGUUGCAGACAAGUUAGCAAGUUUUGUGGCCAAGAAUGGAAGGCAGUUUGAGCAUAUCACACGCCAAAAGAAUCCAGGGGACACUCCAUUUAAGUAUGAAUCAGAAUCUCUGUGGUUCUUAUUUGAUGAAAGCUGUUCUGAUUACAAAUACUAUGACUAUCGACUUAGUGAAGAGGAAAAGGCUCUAUCACAGACUACGGAUGUCCAAACAUCACUUAGUGGACUGCAGGCUUUUACCAGCUUUUUUGUGUAUUUCUCUAAGUAUUUAUGCAGUUUGUUUUUUGGCAGUGGUAUACCUGAAUUUUAUCCUUUUGGUGCUGUAGGAGUUACUAGUACUGCUACUCCUAGUUCAACGAGUAGUUCUCAUAGGUCACAUCAGCAGCAUUCAAAUUACCAAAUUCCUGCAUCAGCAUUAUAUGGAGCACCGGAGAAUACAAGUUCUUCAGAUUCAGCUGGGAAAUCUGGUCAUCCAAGCGGUCCAUCGGGGUCAGAUCCAAUAUCGAUGAUGGAAUAUUACAUGAAGAAAGCUGCAGAAGAAGAGAAGCUGAGGCCAUACAAAUCUUCAAAAGAUGAGAUGCCUCCGCCUGCUUCUCUCCAAGCUCCAGGAAAGAAGGGGCAUCAUAUGGGAGACUAUAUCCCGCCUGAAGAGCUUGCUAAGUUUUUGUCUACCUGCAAUGAUGUAGCUGCUCGGAAAGCUGCCAUAGAGGCUGCAGAAAGGUCGAAAAUACAAGCUGAUAAUAUUGGCCACAAACUUCUGUCUAAAAUGGGUUGGAAAGAAGGUAUAUCAUCCUCCCUUUAG
Molecule: messenger RNA, 1113 nt
Organism: Nicotiana tabacum (common tobacco)
Lineage: Eukaryota; Viridiplantae; Streptophyta; Magnoliopsida; Solanales; Solanaceae
Source: RefSeq, a predicted model, not a curated record